Messenger RNA from Musa acuminata AAA Group (dessert banana), 1911 nucleotides. RefSeq names its product agamous-like MADS-box protein AGL65. The record is from RefSeq and is a predicted model, not a curated record. Gene Ontology annotation, molecular function: DNA-binding transcription factor activity, RNA polymerase II-specific; protein dimerization activity; RNA polymerase II cis-regulatory region sequence-specific DNA binding. The transcript has 11 exons. Gene Ontology annotation, biological process: positive regulation of transcription by RNA polymerase II. The coding region runs from base 411 to 1436 and encodes 341 amino acids. NCBI's taxonomy places the organism in Eukaryota, Viridiplantae, Streptophyta, Magnoliopsida, Zingiberales, Musaceae.
AGGGAAGCGGCUUCGGUUGGACGGACUCGCUGUCCCUUACCUCCCGCUCUUUCAUCUCCCUCCCUCGCUCUCCAAAUCGUUAUACCCUGGCUUUCCGCUCCCUCCCUUCCACUGGAUUGCAAUCCGAUCCUUCGACGACGUGAAUUAAUAGGCAUAAAAAUCGCUUCUUGGGAGGGAAGUCCGCGAAUUCGCUGGAUCAUUGUCGAUUUUGAUUUUGAUUUUUGAUUCUUGUUGUUCUGUGGCUGCCAUCUCUGUUGGGGCUCCAAUUUUCGCCUCCUCUUGAUUGCUUCUGGAGAUUUUUGGGGCCAAAGGUCGAAGCUUUGUACGAUUCGAGAACCACUGGGAGGGGAUUGGGGCCAAAGGUCGACAGCCUUCUUCGUCCGAAGGGGGAGAAGCCUGUAAGGGGUUCGAUGGGGAGGGUGAAACUGAAGAUAAAGAGACUGGAGAACAGCAGCAGCCGGCAGGUUACCUACUCGAAGAGGAAAGCGGGGGUGAUGAAGAAAGCGAAGGAGCUAUCGAUCUUGUGCGACAUUGACCUUGUCCUCCUCAUGUUCGCGCCUAAUGGGAAGCCCACAGUAUGUGUUGGAGAUCGCAGCAACAUUGAGGAAGUUGUUGCUAGGUUUUCUCAAGUAUCCCAACAAGAAAGGGCAAAAAGAAAGUUGGAGAGCCUUGAAGCUCUCAAGAAGACAUUCAAGAAGUUGGACCAUGAUGUUAAUAUUCAAGAAUUCCUUGGUCCAAGCACCCAGACAGUUGAGGAGCUGGCUAGUUACCUAGGUUCAUUGCAUGGUCAACUAUUAGAUGUACAAAAAAGACUAAGUUAUUGGGCUGACCCAGAUGAAAUUAGUGACAUAGACCAUAUUAGGGCUAUGGAACAAUCUCUCAAGGAAUCUCUCAGCAGAAUCCAGGCACAUAAGGAGAACUUUGGAAGGCAACUUAUUUCUGUGGACUGUUGUGGCCAGUUCCAGAAUGACAUACAUCUACACUCGGGAUUUAACUAUGAGCAAGGAGCCUCACCAGUAUCAUGGCUUCAUAACAAUGAUGGCCAGCAAUUGAUGCUUCCACAAGAUUCUAAUUUGCUAUCUCAGAGAGAUAUUGGAUGCUCGGCAGACACACCUCUUCAAAAUUGUAAUGCUUACUUCAGCACGGGUGAACAGACAGAUGCCAAUGAGCAAGUACAAGAGGGAUCCUUGCAUGAAUAUAGCCCAAAUGCAUGUUUAAGGCUACAGCUAGGAGGACAGUAUCCUUACCAGUCCUACUGUCAGAAUUUGGUCAGUGAAAGAACAUUCAAACCUGAUGCAGAAAAUAGUUUACAGGAAAGCACUAUAGAUUACCAAGUGAAUCACUUUGAUGCUAGCUUCCAGAAUUGGGCUUCCACAUCUGCAACAUGUGGUGUUUCAAUGUAUGACGAGCAGUCAUACACCCAACAACAUGACUAGACCAAAGUGCUGGAUCAUUAACCCACACCUGUUGUUGGAGGAGAGCAUUCCUGGACUCCCAUCCUUCGAUCUGUCUUCCUCAAUGAAGUGGCAGAUGGCAGGAGUCUUCAUUAUGUUAAUCCCCUUCACGUGAUGCUCUCCACAGUCAAUCGACAAUGCAAGAUCGAAUUGUAUAUUGUGGUUGUUGUGUAUGCCUGUUACAAGAAAAAUAUCCUCCUUGUAGUUCAUAUUCCAUAGUUGUCGUUGAUGAUCCUCGGGCUGGACAGCUAUUCAAGUAUGUUUAGGUUGUUGGUAGAUGAGGAGGUCUUCUUCCUCUUGUAAAUUUUCCUUUGUAAACACUGUACAUUCACUCAGACUGCCUCUUCUUCUCCAGGUGUAACUAUAAACUGUAAAUGAGGAUCAACUUUACUCGAAAGCUGCUGUUAUGAACCAAGUUACCUUGUAAAUAAUGUAUUCUUGGGUGGAUCCCUUUGGA